GAGAACAGAGUACGGUACGGAGCGACACACUCACAGCACAGAGGGGCCCCCGCCGUUCCGCGCCUGGGUCGUGUGCCUUCAUUUGUGCGUUAGGAGAACGCGGAUCUCAUGGAAUUCUUAAAGCAGGAAAGAAACUGAAAUAUCGAAAGCGCAGCUUCUGGGUUCUUUCCCCCAACUUGGUGGAAACUUGGAGGUUCCAUCGAGGCGCUCUUGGCCACAGCUCUCUAAAAGAUGCACUAUUACCGGUAUUCUUCUGCUGAAAUCAGCUGUUGGUACAAAUACCUACUCUUCAGUUACAACAUAGUAUUCUGGUUAGCUGGAGUUGCUUUUCUUGGAGCUGGUCUUUGGGCCUGGAGUGAAAAGGGUGUGCUGUCUGACUUAUCCAAAAUUACCCAUCUCCCUGGCUUUGACCCUGUGGUCCUUAUCUUGUUUGUUGGAGGGAUAAUGUUCAUUCUGGGAUUUGCUGGGUGUAUAGGAGCCCUGCGGGAGAACAUCUGCCUUCUGAAAUUCUUCUGUGGCACAAUUGUGCUCAUUUUUGUCAUGGAGUUGGCGGUGGCAGUGCUGGCUUUCUUGUUCCAAGACUGGGUGAGGGACCGGGUGGAGACCUUCUUCAAGAACAAUAUAAAGUCUUACCGGGAUGACAUUGACCUGCAGAACCUCAUAGACUCGUUGCAGAAGAUGAAUCAAUGCUGCGGUGCCGAGAAUCCAAACGAUUGGAACCUUAACAUUUACUUCAACUGCAGUAGCGCAAGCAAAAGCCGGGAGAAGUGUGGGGUCCCGUUUUCUUGCUGUAUCCAAAAUCCUACUGAAAAUGUUGUGAACACACAGUGUGGCUAUGAUGUCCGGAAUCUGAGCGAAUCCAUUUGGGAUGAACGCAUCUUCACCAAAGGCUGCAUCCCUGCUCUGGAAGCCUGGUUGCCUCGGAAUAUUUACAUUGUGGCAGGAGUCUUUGUCGCAAUUUCAUUACUGCAGAUAUUCGGGAUUUACCUGGCCAAGACACUGAUUUCUGAUAUUGAAGCUGUGAAGGCAAGAUUCCGCUUCUGAAGAUAAAAGUAGAGAUCCUAUGAAAAGACAGAUCAACGUUCACUGCUCUUACCUUGACAGCAAAGAGAAAGGAAAUGAAACCUGCCACCUAGGAAAGAUUUGAGGCAUCUAUUGCUUAAAGCCAUAACACUACUUUUUAAAAACGUAUAGCUGGAUGCUGUCUUGCUUAGCUACAAGCCAGGGCUGAGAAAUGCCUGCUCCUCUUCUCACCCACCUCGUGAAUUUUUUUUUUUUUGCAACUCUGAUCUCUUGGAGGAAAGCAUAUUUAUCUUCAGCCUUCAGUACACAAUGUGAAGAUUCAAUUCUAAACUCAAUAGACGCUACUAGAAGCUCCUACCAUAAACUGAUUACUGUCCAAGGAACGCUGUCUUGGUUCUCCCUUUACAGUAGUUAGAGAUUAGAAUGGUUACAUUCCAAAUGUUGAUCAAGGCCUAGAAGAAAGUCCCAUGAUACCAAAUGAUUCCAUCCUAGGGAAGGGUGGGGUGGAGGCGGGGUAAGAUAUAUGAAACACCUUUGAUAUUGAAAACUUGUUCAGGGAAUGUUCUGCAUGUUGACAAAUUGAAGUACACACACUGUGUCACUGUGUACACUUUUUAAAAUGAAGCCAUGUUUGUACAGAUGUGUGCGGGGAGACUUCUGAUCUCAAUGGAGACCUCAGCUAUACAGAAGGAGGGUGUCCCUCUUAUUCGGACUAGUUCUAAUGUAUCCAUUUCAGGAGCAAGAAGCCUGAAAAGAACACUGGAGUUAUUUCAAAAGGACGUGUGUUGUCUUGAAAAAUCCUUGCCUACAUGGAUUUUUAUAUAAAAAAUAGUAAUCUGUACAUUCAGUAGCAUCAAACCACUGACCUAUUUGGAAAGGUCAAGACUGGAUUCUCAUGCCAUUUCUUCCUUUCCGAACUUUGUAUUAUGGCCUUAUUUAUAGACAUUUGAACAAGAAAAUGUACUCUCACAAUUUUGCUAACACUUUUCCUUAUACUACUAAUUUCUAAAAUCAUUUCCCUGCUGGACUGAAGUGGCUUGUUUUGCUAGACACAUCGAAGGAAACAUCCAUGGUUCCACCUAUUUGCUCUUGAACUUAUGUCUUCUACCUUUUUUUUACAACAGUGUGUUAGCAUUGUGGUCUAAGCUAAAAUCUCCUAGAUAUAUGCAGGCUAUUUAAAAGUUCAAUGGUAUUUGAAUAAUGCAACACUCUUUUAAGAAGAAGAAGAAGAAGAAAAAAGAACGUAUUAGUCAUUUUCACUCCAGGCAUUUGCUCUGGCAAAUAGAUGUGCUUAGACUUGUCCUGUGUCAGAAUUAGGUGAAAAGAGUUCUCCUGAUGUUUUCGACCCAAUUCGCAGCCAUCCUGACCAUUGGCCAUGCUGGUUUUGGCUUCUAGGAGUCCAAAACAUCUGCACUAGAGCAGCCUUCCCCAGUCAGAUGUCAUGGGACUACCACUCCCAUCAUUCCUGGCUGAGGAUGCUGGGAGUUGCAGUCCCAACACAUUUGUGGGGGGUUCCAGGUUAGGGAGAGCUCCUGUAGAGCCUGCCUGAAAGUGAAAAUGGAAAACAGUAUUGCAUUUCUCUUUUAAAAGUAGAAUUGAAUUUUGGCCUGGAGGGCCGUGGGCCCUUUCUUUCACGCAAGUAGUUUAAUGCGACCCUCACUGAAAUGGAUUCCGUGUGCCUUCAGAUUUUUUGUACCAUGCUUCAGUCAUUCCAAUUUAAAUGCCUCUGUAAGAUACAGCGCUGGACAAUGGAGCCAACGAUGUGUUUCAAGGACUCUGCUUUAGGCUUCUGCCUAAUCUGCAAUCCUAUACACACUGAUCUGAGAGAGUUAGGCCUAAUCUACACCAAGCAGGAUAUAGCGGUAUGAAAGUGGUAUAUAAAAGGCAGGAGCCACACUGCUGCUUUAUAGCAGUAUUGAAGUGCACUGACCACUGUUGGGACCCAUUGACACCUACCAUAUACUGCUUUCAUACUGCAAUAUCCUGCUUGGUGUAGAUGAGCCCUAAAUCUCAUUGAACUUAGUAGGACUGACUUCUGAGUAGCCCUGCAUAGGAUUGCCCUGAAAGUUAAGCACUUUGAAUCCCUUGAAAACAACAGGAGAGUUUCUAAACAUGUGCUUAACUCUCCCUUAAAAUGAACGGGACAUAAAUGUGCUUAACUUCAGCUAAUUGGGCACUGCUUUCAUAUUGCCUGAUUUUUCAGACUUUCCUACACUGCCUAACACACAUGAUAGAAGUCUGUAUUUGUGUAAUUUUGAAUCUUUUUUUUAUUGCAUGUAGAAUACGCAGCAACAACAACAAAAAAUUGAGUGUUUGUGUGAAACUCUUUUAAAGUGGAACAUUUUCCUGCUAGAAACACUAGGAAAUACUGUUUUAUAUAAAGCUGGUUUUAAAGCAAA
Molecule: messenger RNA, 3422 nt
Organism: Elgaria multicarinata webbii
Lineage: Eukaryota; Metazoa; Chordata; Lepidosauria; Squamata; Anguidae
Gene: TSPAN14
Product: tetraspanin 14
Exons: 9
Coding region: 232-1044 (270 amino acids)
Cellular component (GO): plasma membrane
Source: RefSeq, a predicted model, not a curated record